AUGGAAACUUAUCUCGGGCACCCUACGGAGACCGAGUGGGAACUGCCGCUUCCGUCAAGCACAGUCUGUGUCGAAGGAAAGGCAGGAGGAGGCGGGUGCGGGAGGAACUUCAAAGCCCAGCGGGCCCUGCGCGAACAACGCCUGCGCGGUGAGAGGACGGGGGGGCGGUCGGGCCAUUUAAAUGUGUGUGUGGGUGAAAUGGCUGCGCAGGUCGGAGCGGUGCGCGUAGUGCGGGCGGUGGCGGCGCCCGAGGAGCCGGACAAAGGGGGGAAGGAGAAGCCCCGUGCCGGGGCCUCGCCCCGAGGGACUAAGCGGCAGCGCCGGGCGAGCAGCGGGGGGCCCCGGGAGAAGCGGGGGCGGCCGAGCCAGGAGCCCCCUCCCGCUCCCCCUUACCGGCGGCGUCGCAGCCGCCAACAGCCGGGGCCGCCGCCGCCGCCUCCUGCUGCAGCCUCCACGGUCCCGGGCCCUGCGGAGCCGUUGCUGCUGCCGCCGCCGCCGCCGCCGCCCUCGCUGGCCCCCGCGGGGCCCCCUCUGGCCGCCCCGCUGGCGGCCUCGGCGCUCUUCACCUUCUCGCCGCUGACGGUGAGCGCGGUCGGGCCCAAGCACAAGGGCCACAAGGAGCGCGAGAGGCACCGGCACCAUCACCACCACGGCGUGGACCCGGGCUCGUCGGGCGUCGCCGGCCCCAAGCACAAGGGCAAGCGGGAGAACGGCGACCAGAGCGGCGGGCUGUCUCCGGCCAAAGCUCCCAAGAGAGAAACACCAGAUGAAAAUGGCAAAACCCAGAGGGCUGAUGACUUUGUUAUGAAGAAAAUAAAGAAGAAAAAGAAAAAGAAACAUCGAGAAGAUAUGCGUGGGAGACGCCUUAAAAUGUACAACAAAGAAGUACAGACUGUCUGUGCUGGCCUGACCCGAAUUAACAAGGAGAUUCUGACCCAAGGACAGGUGAAUAACAGUACAGGAGUUAACAAGGAAUCCUUCAGGUAUCUGAAAGAUGAGCAGUUGUGCCGACUGAAUUUGGGCAUGCAAGAAUACCGGGUACCCCAGGGAGUCCAAACACCAUUUAUGACUCACCAGGAGCAUUCUAUUCGUAGCAACUUCUUAAAAACAGGCACUAAAUUUAGUAACUUUAUUCAUGAGGAGCACCAGUCCAAUGGUGGUGCUCUAGUUCUUCAUGCCUACAUGGAUGAACUCUCAUUUUUGUCUCCAAUGGAGAUGGAGAGAUUUUCUGAAGAGUUCCUUACUCUGACAUUCAGUGAAAACGAAAAAAAUGCAGCUUACUAUGCGUUAGCAAUAGUGCAUGGGGCAGCUGCUUAUCUGCCUGACUUCCUGGACUAUUUUGCUUUUAAUUUUCCCAACACUCCAGUGAAAAUGGAAAUUCUGGGCAAGAAAGAUAUUGAAACAACAACCAUUUCAAACUUUCAUACUCAGGUCAACAGGACAUACUGCUGUGGAACCUACCGUGCAGGUCCUAUGAGGCAGAUAAGUCUUGUUGGAGCAGUAGAUGAAGAAGUUGGUGAUUAUUUCCCAGAAUUCCUUGAUAUGUUAGAAGAAUCACCAUUUCUGAAAAUGACUUUGCCCUGGGGCACGCUCUCCAGUCUCCGACUCCAGUGUAGGUCCCAGAGUGAUGAUGGACCUAUAAUGUGGGUGAGGCCAGGAGAACAGAUGAUCCCUACAGCAGAUAUGCCAAAGUCACCCUUCAAAAGACGCCGAUCAAUGAAUGAAAUUAAAAACCUCCAGUACCUACCUCGGACCAGUGAGCCCCGAGAAGUUCUCUUUGAAGAUAGAACGAGAGCCCAUGCCGAUCAUGUAGGUCAGGGGUUUGACUGGCAGAGUACGGCUGCUGUGGGGGUUUUGAAAGCUGUACAGUUUAGUGAAUGGAGUAACCAACCUCGAAUAACCAAAGAUGUGAUUUGUUUUCAUGCUGAGGACUUCACUGAUGUUGUGCAGAGACUUCAGUUAGACCUCCAUGAACCUCCAGUGUCACAGUGUGUUCAGUGGGUGGAUGAAGCUAAACUAAACCAAAUGAGGCGAGAAGGCAUUCGUUAUGCUAGAAUCCAGCUGUGUGAUAAUGAUAUCUACUUCAUCCCAAGAAAUGUCAUUCAUCAGUUUAAAACCGUAUCUGCAGUGUGCAGUUUAGCAUGGCAUAUAAGGCUUAAGCAGUACCACCCUGUUGUGGAAGGCCCUCAGAAUGCUGAAAGUAAUUCCAACAUAGAUUUUGGUAUCACUGGAAAGUCAGAAUCGGAAGCUAACUCUCAGUGUGUGAGUAUAAAAACUGAGUCUGAAGGAACGAGUGCAGAGAUGCAGCUUCUGACAACUGCUUCUUCAUCUUUCUCAACUCCGUCAGGACUUGUACAGCAAGAACAAGGGGCUCAGCUCCUUCCAACUAUAAAGUUGGAACCCGGCCUGGAAUCCGACCAACCACACGAUCCACAGGACCAUCCAAGCACUCCUGUGUGACAUGUACAUAUUCAACACAUUUUUUUAACUUUUUUAAAUUUUGAUGUGAAGUUAUAGUUUUAUAACUGGCUUAAGUUAAGUUUUAUUGGAGAAAUCUUGCCUAUAAUUCUAUAAAGAGAAAUGACAUUCCAAAAAUGUCAAGCAUAUCUUUUUUACACAGAUUAUGCAAAGUUAAGAGUUGUAUCUUAUCCCGUUAGUACAGUAUGUAAUAGUGGGUCUGCUGCUACUUUCUGUUUUAAGGUGUGAGGUAACAGUUCAGUUGCUCUUCAAAUCAAAAUAGGAACUCCCUGGAGUUAGAGAUUCUUACUUGGUAAAUCGAUCACUCCCUUGUUUCAUCUUGUCUCUUGCCAUAUUUGCUUCUUUUACAAAAUGAGAUCUAUCGCUUAGUGCCUGUGUCCUUUACUGCACAGGUACAAUUUCUGCAGGAAAGAUGGCAUUAGCUGUAGGACGGGGUUCCUGCAUCCUGUCCCAUGGCAAGUGUGUGGCAUUUAGUUCCAACUACAAAGAACAAGUGACUUCUGUGGACGUUUAGGUGACUCUCCAGUUUCUUAGUGAAAGAGAAAGCACAGCACUUUUAAUGAUCACAAUGUCUUCUUUGUAUCUGUUCUUGAGAGCCCAGAGGAGAACUUCAGUAAAUCUACAAACGAGUAGUCCCUAGUCAUUAUCUUUGGCUCAUUAAUCGAGAGUUCAAGAUCAACUAUAGAAGAUGUUCUAGUUAAAAAUGUAGAGUUGAUAUGAUAACUGUGAUGCUCUGCCCAACACCUUCGUCAUUGGUGUGGAUACUUUGCUUCCUAAACUCAUCAGUAGUCUCAAAAUUAGAACUGCUCUCCAUUCUACUGAUGAGGCUGCCAUAUUUUGAGCAUCAACUUUGGGUAAGACUCUGCUUGACUUGUCAGCUGGCUUCAAUCUCUUCAUGAUAAAAAUCUAGUAUUACUAAUGCACUUAAACUCACAAUUGUAACUGGUGCAUACCUGAGUUUAUUCACUGUUAAUUGUGUUGCUACUUCCUAGUAUGGAAUAGUUGCACUAGACUUUUCACCCUAGAGUUUCAGGUAGCCUGAUGCGAUAGUGCCUGGAUGCUUUUAUUUUUAUUUUUAAAACGGGCACAGUUCAUCUAGUUAAUGUAGUCUAAACAUUUUGUUAUUUGAGAAUGUUAAUGUGAUGUGCAUCUCACUUUCUCUUAGUUCUUAAUUAUGCCAGUAGGCCUUCUGUUUAUUAGAAGAGUCUCCCCUACAUAAGACCAGAUUGGCAUAUCAACUUGGUUAUGGUGCAAUUUGGAGUUUGGUUCUUUACCUUUCUGGAAUAGGUGAGAUUUGGAAAACUUAUGUUAACAUAGGCAAAAAAGAUGCAGCUUCAUUAUGUCUGUCACCAUGGAAACUCAGCUGUAUCUUUUGAAAUAUCAAUUAUGAAUUUUCUCUAAAAGUUUCUGAAAUAGGUUAAAUCUGUUAUAUAAAUAUUACUUUGUGCAAUAUUGUUGUGUAGUUAUAUGCAUAUUAGCACAGUAUAGGGGUCACUGUUUAAACUGAUAGAAAAGUAACCAUCAGAAAAUACUGCAGUGAUUAGUUAGAAUCUGUAUUAUUCCUUAUAUAUAUAUAUGUAUAUGUAUGUAUUCUUUGUUACAAAGAAUGAAGACAAAUAGAGAAACAUUUCAAUUUAAACCAUUUACAAAUUGGAAGUGAUGGUGAAUGUUCAGUAAUCUGUGUAAAUAAGGUGUUAGAGUGGAAAGCUUUUAUGAAAGGUAAUGUGAUUCAUGCAGGGGUGUUUUUAAAUCUUGGGUAAAAAUUCUAGGGUAAAAAUUCUAGUUCAUCAAGGCUAGUUUAGCGAUCUGCCCUGAGUUUUUGGCUUUUAUCACUUUUUUUUUUGUCCAGAAGAAUUUCAUAGAGCUUUACCAGGCUGUGCAAAGUAAAAUUCUUCUCAGGCAACAUUUUGCUUCAGUGCAGUUUUGAUAUUUAUAAGAAUCAUGAAGAGCAAGGUUAUUAACAGGAAUAUUGUUUUUUUGAUUCCUCUUCAUUCACUUUUGUCUUCCAAGAUCCCAUCUCCCCCAUCUCCUACUUGCCAUCCAGCAGAUGCCAUUUGUCAUCUAAGCUGGUCAUUGCUAACAAACAAGGAGACUGUCUCCUGACAGCCAGCACUGUGUAUAUUUACUCAGGAACCAGCAAAUCUGCAAAGACUUUACAAUCAAAAGCAGAACUCCAUUUUUUAUUGUUUAAAGCAUUUACCCUCACCUCCAAUAUAAACAUUUAAAAAGGUAUAAACCUUUUAGAUCAUGUAGUAAUAAAUUCAUUGUAUUUUAGAAUUGCAGUAGAAUGGGAAGGGGGAAACCAUUUAGCUUGUAAUAUGUAUCUGGAAACUCCUGAAUGUCCUAUGUGAGUAUUAGAUUUAAAUAGCAUGAUUUUAAGAUUGAUGAAUAUAAAAGCAGGCAAGCUUGAGUUUCAUACUGCUUUCAAAGCUGUAUCCUAGGUUAGUGAAAUAAACAAUUGAAACUUUUCUAAAUAAUUAAAUUAUUUGGUUUGGUGGGUUUAGGCGUGGACCACUUCCAUGUCCUUUGAUUUGUAAAAUAGUGAUGGCAAUUUUGAACUUUUAAGUGGAAUUAAGCUGAUCUUCCUCUUCUGUAUAAAUCCAUUGUGCCAACUCUUUUGGAGAUUAUAUCUCUUAUAGAGAGUGUGGGUGUAAGACGUAAAAUUUUUUGGAGCAGAGGGAUGGCAGAAAUGUCCUUGUGUAAAGGGCCUAAUAAAUGAAUAUUCUUAACCCUACUGACUAUAAAGCACCCUUUGACCA
This is a messenger RNA of Trichosurus vulpecula (common brushtail), 5237 nucleotides long. It is a transcript of the gene RSBN1, whose product is annotated as round spermatid basic protein 1. Lineage: Eukaryota; Metazoa; Chordata; Mammalia; Diprotodontia; Phalangeridae. The record is from RefSeq and is a predicted model, not a curated record. Gene Ontology annotation, cellular component: nucleus. The transcript has 7 exons. The coding region runs from base 1 to 2460 and encodes 819 amino acids.